Messenger RNA from Pteronotus mesoamericanus, 5771 nucleotides. It is a transcript of the gene ABCG1, whose product is annotated as ATP binding cassette subfamily G member 1. Gene Ontology annotation, molecular function: ATP hydrolysis activity; ATP binding; ABC-type sterol transporter activity. Gene Ontology annotation, cellular component: membrane. The record is from RefSeq and is a predicted model, not a curated record. Gene Ontology annotation, biological process: transmembrane transport; cholesterol homeostasis; cholesterol efflux. The transcript has 15 exons. Bases 138 to 2174 code for a protein of 678 amino acids. Lineage: Eukaryota; Metazoa; Chordata; Mammalia; Chiroptera; Mormoopidae.
GGAACCCGCACCCGGCGCAGUGGCCCUGCCAGGAGCGAGCGCAGCCUUGUGCCCGCCGCCCAUCUCUUCCUUCGCCGCUGCUGCCGCCACCGCGGCCGCCUAGUCCCCGCCGCUGCUGCCGCCGCCGCCCCCGGGGCAUGGCCUGUCUGAUGGCCGCUUUCUCGGUCGGCACCGCCAUGAAUGCCAGCGGUUACACUGCAGCUAUGACGGAGCCCAAGUCGGUGUGCGUCUCGGUGGAUGAGGUGGUCUCCGGCAACAUGGAGUCCACCGAGAAGGACCUGCUGAACGGACACCUGAAAAAAGUGGACAACAGCCUCACGGAGGCCCAGCGGCUGUCCUCGUUGCCUCGGAGGGCGGCUGUCAACAUUGAAUUCAAGGACCUCUCCUACUCCGUUCCAGAAGGACCCUGGUGGAGGAAGAAAGGAUACAAGACCCUUCUGAAAGGGAUUUCUGGGAAAUUCAACAGUGGGGAGCUGGUGGCCAUCAUGGGUCCUUCCGGGGCUGGGAAGUCCACGCUCAUGAACAUUCUGGCCGGAUACAGGGAGACCGGCAUGAAGGGGGCCAUCCUCAUCAAUGGCAUGCCCCGGGACCUGCGCUGCUUCCGGAAGGUGUCCUGUUACAUCAUGCAGGACGACAUGCUGCUGCCGCACCUCACCGUGCACGAAGCCAUGAUGGUGUCCGCGCACCUGAAGCUCCAGGAGAAAGACGAAGGCAGACGGGAGAUGGUCAAGGAGAUCCUGACGGCCCUGGGCUUACUGUCUUGUGCCAACACGCGGACCGGAAGCCUCUCGGGUGGGCAGCGCAAGCGCCUGGCCAUCGCGCUGGAGCUGGUCAACAACCCUCCCGUCAUGUUCUUUGACGAGCCAACCAGCGGCCUGGACAGCGCCUCCUGCUUCCAGGUGGUCUCCCUGAUGAAAGGGCUCGCUCAAGGAGGGCGGUCCAUCAUCUGCACCAUCCACCAGCCCAGCGCCAAGCUCUUCGAGCUGUUCGACCAGCUUUAUGUCCUUAGUCAAGGACAGUGUGUGUACCGGGGAAAAGUCUCCAAUCUUGUGCCAUAUUUGAGGGAUUUAGGUCUGAACUGCCCAACCUACCACAACCCAGCCGACUUUGUCAUGGAGGUGGCGUCCGGCGAGUACGGCGAUCAGAAUGGGCGCCUGGUGAGAGCCGUCCGUGAGGGCAUGUGCGACUCGGACUACCGGAAAGAGGCUGGGGGGGAUGCUGAGGUGAACCCCUUCCUUUGGCACCGGCCCUCUGAAGAGGUAAAGCAGGCAAAACGAUUGAAGGGGCUGAGAAAGGACUCCGCUUCCAUGGAAGGCUGUCACAGCUUCUCCGCCAGCUGCCUCACCCAGUUCUGCAUCCUCUUCAAAAGGACUUUCUUGAGUAUCAUGAGGGAUUCGGUCUUGACACACCUGCGGAUCACCUCGCACAUCGGCAUUGGCCUCCUCAUUGGCCUGCUCUACUUGGGGAUUGGGAAUGAAGCCAAGAAGGUCCUGAGUAACUCCGGCUUCCUCUUCUUCUCCAUGCUGUUCCUCAUGUUCGCGGCCCUGAUGCCCACCGUGCUCACGUUUCCCCUGGAGAUGGGGGUGUUUCUUCGGGAACACCUGAAUUACUGGUACAGCCUGAAGGCCUACUACCUGGCCAAGACCAUGGCGGACGUCCCCUUCCAGAUCAUGUUCCCGGUGGCCUACUGCAGCAUCGUGUACUGGAUGACGUCGCAGCCAUCCGACGCCGUGCGGUUCGUCCUGUUCGCUGCCCUGGGCACCAUGACCUCGCUGGUGGCGCAGUCGCUGGGCCUCCUGAUCGGAGCUGCCUCCACGUCCCUGCAGGUGGCGACCUUCGUGGGCCCCGUGACGGCCAUCCCCGUCCUCCUCUUCUCAGGGUUUUUCGUCAGCUUUGACACCAUCCCGACCUACCUGCAGUGGAUGUCCUACAUCUCCUACGUCAGGUACGGCUUUGAGGGGGUCAUCUUGUCCAUCUACGGCCUGGACCGAGAGGACCUGCACUGCGACAUCGACGAGACCUGCCACUUUCAGAAGUCGGAGGCCAUUCUGCGAGAACUGGACGUGGAGAACGCCAAACUCUACCUGGACUUCAUUGUGCUGGGCAUUUUCUUCAUCUCACUGCGCCUCAUCGCCUAUUUUGUGCUGAGGUACAAAAUCCGGGCAGAGAGGUAAAGCACCCGAAUGCGCCAGAAGAAAGGAAAAUGAGACAUUGCCGCCAGGGGCAACUUGUAGAAUCGUGGCGGCCAGCCUGUGCCCAAGGACACAGGGACAACUGUGACCCAAUCCCUAGCCACCACGUCCGGUUCGUGGGUGCCAAGUGUUCGACAGCUCCGCCCAGUGGGGUCGGGUCUUCUCUCCAUUACCCUUACCAGCUUUAACUAGGAAGAAGAGGUAAAAGGAUAACUUUCACAUGCAGAAUAUAAAACUUCCAAAGCUGGGGCAGAAUUUAAACCUGCAACAAAGCUGGUGACAAGAGGCGCCCUCGGCGGCAUUCUUCCUCCUGACCAGGUCGCUCUGGUCCUGGAUGGGGGAUGCAGGCAGCCUCUCCGCUGGCCGCUGUGCAGUUACGUCCUGGGGGAGAAAGGCAAAGAGGGAAGCGGUCCCAUUUUAUGACUUGUUUUUCGUAGUUUCCGUCUUUCUACACUUUGUCUCUUUUUCCAAUGGGAAGUCAUUUUCCACGCCAAAAGUCGAUGAAUUGCAUUCAUAUUAAGAAACUGUACUUUUUUGUACUUGUUGAAGAGAAUUGUUCAGGGUGAGCUGGCCUCAUUAAUGAACCUGUGAAAGAUGCAAGUGCAGGUUGAGAGGAGACUUUGGAACUGUGUGCGCUAAGCCGUACAGACGUUUCGAAAAGCUAAGCAAAAAGUUGGAAGGCGAAAUUGAAGGCAACUCUUUCAAAGUCUCUCAUUUUCCCUUUGCUUCUUAUUUUAAGCAAAAUAAUUUGUUUCUUUCUUCCUUACUUUCUGAGCAUCUUAAUUUUGCCUAAAAAAAAAAAAAAAAUUCUAGAAGAUCCACCCUGUCGAGUUUUUACAGCCAUUUUCCCUUUCCUCAUUAAUCACAUCAACUACCUCCACUGAACCUGGGAACGAGGGACUGAGGGACACGCAGGUGCGGACGUUGGGGGGGUCCCAGGUGCAGCCAUGAACGGUGAGCUGACUGUGCAAGACAGAAGAUACAGAGACCUCAUUAGAGUCCAAGGCCCCCCAGGAACCCGGCGGACACUUGGUGUGGCUGAGGGGUUUGUAGUUCAUCAAACGAGGCUGCGGGUGAGUCCGCCUCCGGAGACCGGUCCUUGAGGCAUUUCAGCCGUACCACCUGCUCACUGUUGGGUCCGUGUGGACCUCGCAACCAGAGCCCCUUCUUCCUAAGUGGCGCAGUCACACGAGUAAACCUCUCCAGGGCGGGAAGAGCAGCCUCUGACUUCCAACCAGGGUACCCGCGCGCCUGUCAGCUGUCAGAGGCUGCGUGUCUGCGGGGUAGGCGGGGAUUCUGGCCAAAGAAGCUCCUCGGAAGGAAAGUGGAAUUGUGUUCCCCUUCUAGAACAUCACUGUCCUGGAAUCAGGGCCCCCUCAUGAAAGAUUGUAUGUUUGUGGGCAAAUUCACAAACCUCUCUGGCCCACAGUUUCCUCCUCUGUAAAUGGCAGCACUAGCUUGUCUCCCAGGCCUUUGCAGCUCUGAAAGAUUCCUUGGUUCUCUUCCCAAAACUCUUAGUUCCUACUUCAGAGAAUGAAAAGAGUUCAAUUUUUACUUUGCCCACAAAUUGAAUUUGCAGAUUUUUAAAGGUCACUUUUUCCCCCUUAGAUCCUUUUGUAGUAAACACCAUCGAGGUAUAUUAAAAAUGUAAUUUUUUAGGUUUGCUUGUUCCACACAAAGAUAGCAUUGCCUUCCAGACUAUGUUAUGUAACCAGGGUCAAACUUAGCCUUUGUAGAAAGUCUUUAAUUUCAAGGUAGCUCUGCCUGUAAGACAUCACCCAUAGGAAGACCCACAUAGGAACAGCCUAGUGCGGUACGGAGUUGGGAAGAGGAGAAAAUCGUCCCUCACGCUCAGAAUUACAGCAGGCGAGGUCCGUGUUUGGAGACCUCUUCCCCUCCGGGUGAGCCCUUCCGGUUGCGGCUCUGUGGCCCGACUCAGGACGUGCACACCAGACACUGCCCUGGGUGGGGUGACUGUCCCCACUGCACGGGCAGCCUCGCUCCCGUCACUGAGCCCACAGCGGCGUGUCUCAGCAAUUUCCGAAGGAAACAGUGAGAUUCCUGUAGAUUUAAAAUGGCAGCUCCGAAGCCCUUGGAAGGAAUCCUCUCCAGAGGAGUUGGUGCUCCCAGCAUUUCGGUUUUGCACUGUUAGCAGAUUACAUCAUCGCUUCACAGAUGAGGGACUGACGGAGGCCUCCCCUACCCAGGGGCUGGUCUUCGGUGGCAUGAGAGCUGGCGGCUGCCAGGUGGGAAACCCACAUGCAGAGUGACCCAGAGCUAUCUUUAAAGGGUGCUGAGUGGGUGCAGCAAGCGUACGAAGUCAGCACCCCAGGAUAAUUUGCCUCGGAAGACCUCCAGCCAUGUUGAGCGAGGAAGCAUCACCCUAGGAUGUUGCCUUCACCCCAAUUCAACUGUCAGCAAGUGUCCCCUGCGUGUACGUUCUCAUUAUAAACCCUCAACAGCUUUUACAGAAGUGCAGCCGUUCAGUUCGGAUCUCCAGAUAUUUGCCCUCUGCUUUUGCUUCUGGGUAGUUUGAGAAAAUACCCGAUUCCAGUGGCCUAAGAGAACAUCCAAGCAGCUUACUGAUAUUUCUAAAUAGUGGUUAACAGGCAGGCAGUGAUGUGCAGGCCAGCUUCCCAAUUCCGAUGCUUUUCAGUCAUUUCUGAGUGCGGGACACAAACACUCCUUUCACCCCUGACCUCUUCUCGACAGAGAAGGAUGAGCCCCGGAAAAAGAUGAGCGGCUUCUCCGGAGGGGGGCUGAGCAGAGGCAGGAGCUCAGAGACUUUUGUUUUCAAAUGAAACUUGUCCGAAGAGAAAGGGGCACUUGGGUUCUAACCACUGCCCUGGCCCCCAAAGAUGGCAUCGGGGCCUAGUCCAUGCUGGCCAGCCCUGUUCUGGGAGCCCCUCACCUCUGUCCCCACAGAGAGUGUCUGUGCCCUCUCUGUUACACUCGCUGAAUGCCAGCUAGAGAAUUAAAUUCUCCCAAAGUUCCUGUGGGCGAGGUGGGAAGCUCGCCCCAGAAAGGGAAGAAGCCCCCCAUGAACAUAGAAGAUGCUGGAAUCAGAUUAUGUCACCUUGGGGGAGAGGCCUUCAGGACCAGGGAAUGGGACCUAUAAGUUUUCAGGUAGAAACUCAACCACAAAAAGGUCUUUCUUCCCACUCUGAGAAAGGCAAGGCCAGGAAGUUAGGGAUGGGCUGUGUCCACGAGGUCAAAGUCACUUCAGUUGUGUCCCCUAGAAAAGCUUGAGCUCCAGUGAGUUGAGCGUCUUCGUGAAUGUUCUGGGCGCUGCGCUGAUGCCUUAUAGAUUCCUCGAUUUGUUUACUCAGCAACGGGGACUGACCACCCCUGAGCUUGGCGGGCUUGGGGAGGGGCUCAGACGAUGUGGGCCAGCCCUCCAGAGCGGGCAGGCGGGAGGGGUCCCAUGACCGCAUCAUCCCAUUCAUUCUGGAGACACAGGACACCCAAGCUGGCAGGGGGGCAGUAAGGUCCCCGGUCCCAGGGCCAGGAAAGAGCAGAUUGGGAAUUCAAGCCCCUGUCUGACCCCAAAGUCUCUCUCUCUGAUUUUUUUUUUUUUUU